This is a messenger RNA of Prorocentrum cordatum, 4779 nucleotides long. Lineage: Eukaryota; Dinophyceae; Prorocentrales; Prorocentraceae. The record is from the annotation of a GenBank genome assembly.
AUGGCUCAACAAGAAGAAGGUGACCACGCUGACGCCGUCCUUCCCGUCCUUCAGCCUCCCCGCGCUGACGCCGUCCUUCCCGUCCUUCAGCCUCCGAGGGCGCUGCAGAGUCAUCCGUUCUUGCAGGCGGUCGCAGAUGAGGCCCUCCUUGAUGAUCACGAGAACGUCUACGGCGCGCCGAUCAACUACGGCACGGUCUGCCGCGUGAUGGCGAGCGCGCGCAAGGUGUGCCUGAAAGAGCUGAAGAGCAAGGGCGUGGUCAUCCUGCCAGACAUCGUCAGGCUCUCCGCUAAGGUCAAGCCCGCGACGCCUGGGAAGAUCGUGAAUAUCGGGAACAAGGUCAUCCGCGCCUCGUCCAUGCCGAAGCACUUGCUCGUGAAGACGUUCUGCCACAAGGAGCUCAAGAGGAUCGCGGUCUCCGACGAGCAGGCCGCAGAAGUGCUGACCUCGAGGCGCGCGCCUGGCCAGAUAGCGCUGCCCAUGGCGCCGUCGGUUUCCAAGGCUCGGCCCCCGAAGAAGGGCCUGGGCUGCGCGGGGGGGAACGUCGUGGUCAACGGGAAGAUGGUCUUCAACAAGUGGAAGCACUUGCCUCCGCAACAUUGCGAUACCUGCGACCAGGACACCCACUCGCUCGACAGAGACUGCGAGAAGCAGCCGACGUUCCUGGUCUGGACAAAAACGUCCAGUGACACAUCGGCGCCAGGCGGCUACAGGCUGUGCGGCCACGAGUGCUACGCCUGCUCGGACGUUCGCAGGGACCACUUCAAAGGGAUCUCCCAGAAAGAGCUGAAUGAGGAGGCCUCGGCGAGCAGCGAGCUGAUGGUCAAGAUCGUGGUCGACAUCAACACGUACAAGACUAAGCAGGUCAAGAGCAGUUUCAACCAAUAUUUCGUCGAGGGUAGCUGGAUGCCUCUGUGGCAGUUCGUGGAGUCCCACAAGCUCCCGUACAAGCAGGGCGUGCAUUCGGAGGCGGAGGUCGCCCAGCACAUCGAUACGAAAUACAAAGGGUAUAAGGUCGCCCACGAUGAUGAAGGGAUGCUUGGCGUGGAAAUCCCCGACGAACACAAGGGGGUGAAGCGCUUUCGGCGCGGCGUCAAGAGGUCCUCCGAGCAGCACGCGGACAAGAAUCAUGAGAGCGAGGCCGACAUGGCAGAUCGCUUCGAGGACCUCAAGGGCCUGCAGUUGCAGCCAGACGUCCCGCUUUUCCAGCCAGGGGACAGCACGGGCUCCGCGCAGCGCGCGCAGGCGCCUGCGGUCAGACACCCGUCUUUGAAGAGCUUGUCCGAGAGGCUCGCGUGUGACACCGAGGACGCUGCCACCUCGCACGGCCUGGACGACCUCGACGCCUGUGGCGAGACUGGGCGGCGGGGCAAGAUUCAAGCAGCCUCGGGUCGCCGAUCAUCGAGCCCAACGUCGCUGGCGGAUCUGGCCUGCGAUAAGGAGUCUAAGAAGUCUGUUGACGGCCGCCGCUGCAGGUCUACUGACGAGGCCUCGGUGGUCGAGGCGGCAUCAUUCACGCUCUCUUCCUACACCGACGACUUCAGCCUGGGCGAGCAUUGGAGGCAGCGCCCGUACAAGCGGGCCUUCCAGACCAUCAUCGGGAGGUUGCAAAGCUUGGCGCGCAAGUGCGGCAACCUCAUCACUUCGGACCGCUGCCAGAACCUGUCCACGACCCUCUCGGAUCGCGCCGAGUUCCUGGAAAGCCGCCAUCGCAUCCUUGAUGCGUUCAGGAGUGACUUCGCGAACGUCGUGCUUGGCAAGGUCAGCGGUGCCGACUGCCCCGACGUCGUGAAAGUCUUCGCUGGUGCCGAUGAAGAUCUGACCGUGAACAUCCUCACUGCAGCGAUGCAGCCAGUCGCAGAGAAGGCAGUUGGAAACAAGGAGGCGCACGUGGCGUGCAUCCAAGCCCUCCUGAUUGCUCUGCGCUGCGGCAGCACGACGGAUAGCGUUGGUUUCAAUCUGGCUGGGCCUUGCGCGAGGUCUGAGAAGGCGCAGCGGGCCAUUGCGUUGGUCUUCCUGGAGAAGCUCUGGCGUGUGCCCGACGAGAUGACCAUCAUCUUCGUCGGCAAGAAAAUCAGGGAGUUCGAGGUGGAUCUGGCGUGCGACGUGGAGACCUUGAAGCCGCAUGGUGCAAACUCGCUCGUGAACGGUAAGUGGUCGCCUCAGGUCGCCGUGGACAUGGUGUUCACCAUCGCCGCUGCCAAUGUAUUGGAGGUGCGUUCUGGUGCUAACGUCUUCGGCCCGAGCAUCAGGGCGAUCAACGCUGGCUUCGUCGAACACCAGUCCAUGAUCUCCGCCUGGGUCAGAGCGUUGCUGCGGGUGCCAGGUCAACAUGGCAACCACCUGAAGACAGCGUGGGAUAUCAUGGUAGAGCACCACGCCGACCGUAAAGGCCAUGGGAAUCGCGACGCUGACGCCAACCCCGAGCGUUUGAAGAUGGUGGUUCGUGACUCGCUGGCGGCCAUGCGGAAGGAGGUCUCGGAGGAGGGCAACGAGCCGAACGAUGGCGUCAACAAGUGGAUCGAAUACACAGAGCAGGCCGACUCCACAUGGAUCGCUGAUAUCUGUGCAUUUGGCGAUGUUGCUUACGAGGUAGGGCAGGCAAACACCUUGCCCCCCGCUGAAUUGAACGAGCUCGUCGACCUGGGCAGCGACUUCGUCGAGUUCACUCUGACGCUCGUGGACGCCGUCCUGCGCCAGAGCGACUACCAGAAUCUCCUCCUGAACUACAUCGCGGACCCUGGAAAUCGACAAGCCGUCCAUGUUGAUACUGGUGAUGGUUUCGGGAGCGAGUACAACCAAGCCAUGGUGGCAAUCGAGUGGCUAAAGGAAUCGACCCAGGUCCUCACGCACUUCGAGACGUCCGCGAACUCGAUGGUUAUCCAGGCGAAGGCCAUCUUAGACGUCAUAGCCAAUAUCGCGGACCACGCUGGUUUCAAGAUGGCCAGCGCAGACGACGUGAAGAAGUCCAUGCAGGUGUGGAGCAACAUGUACAUCGACUUCAAGCGAGUGCCGAAGGCCACCGACGAGUUCCAGAACGCUGGCAAGGAGCUCGUCACUUUCCUCCAGAGGGCUAGCUCCAGCGAUGCGAUCAAUCGCGGCUUCGUCUCAGUGAUGGGCGAGUUGUUGGGCGAUCCAGCAUCGCCGCUUGCUCUCGCUUGUCUGAAAGAGUACGACUCCCUCAGCGAAGUGCUGCCGACGGAGGCGAAGGGCCUCAUGGCUGCGGCAAGGGCGAUUGCGUGGAUCCACGACGCGGCGGCCGCCUUGAAGAAGUCCAGGUUCGUCGGUGGCCUCGUGGAGGUGGCCCAGAUCCUGGAAGGCGUCCACGCGGCGGUCGCUGUUGCCCCGAACGCUUACCACAAGUUGCCAGAGACGGCGAUCUACGAGGCCACAUUCUGGGCAGAACUCGAGUCUUUCACGAAGGCUCUGCAGGAGAAGGUGGACAACGGUCUGGUGCUCCACAAGAAGUUCCACACCGAUUUCAAAGUUGUGUUGGAUUCAGUCGCCAAGUGGGCCGCCGUGUGGACCAACAUCGCCACGAAAGCGGCGGCACACUUGAAGUUCAUGGAUGAUAAGAGUGAGGUCGCCAUGGGCAUGUCUCGCCUCCUCGCCUCGCUGAAGGGAGAGCUCGAGCCAUCCGUGUCGCAGCUGGCGGUCUCGCUGACGACGUGCCUGGCCGUGUCUCAGUUCAUGAAGAAUCGCGAGGCCAAGCUCGACGUGCUGAAGACCAAGGUGGCGCAGUCUUUGUCGCACGCUUGGCUCAAGUGGAAGGUCUCACAGUCGAGCUUGCACUCGACGCUGCAGAGCAAAAUCGCCGAGCUCGAGGGCGCCUGCGACGAUUCGACUCCCGCGAAGACCAGCGACAGCACCUCGUUUGCUGCCGCGGCCACCGACCCCACCUCGGGCGCAGGCUCGGCAUCCUCGACAACUGCUGCGACUACCGCCGCUCCGCCCAUGAAGAAGCUCAAGAAGGCCGCGCCCGCGGCGAUCACAAAGUGGUCGUGCCUUGGCCUCUCCGCGACCGAGGUGGCCGCCAAGCCGGCGAAUGACCGCGACGAGGGGGCGGCGAACUCCAGCGCGGCCGCGCGGGCAGACCACAGCGACGCGGAGUCCGUGGCGGCGCUGUGCAGGCGGGGAGUGCAGCAAGGGCUGCUCGUGGUUCCCCAGGCCUCCCUGGUUUGCAAGCUGGAGCUCGGCGAUAGGAACGUCAAGUACCACGCGCAGUGCACCAAGGAGCAGGCCAGCGAGCUUUAUCACGGGCUCGUGGACGCUCUGCGCGUGGCGGCCCGGGAGUUGGUGGCCGGUCCCGGGCCGAAGCACGACCCGGCGGCCUACCAGGCGAUCAAGGCGCAGCGCGCUGCUGCCGCGCUGGUCGCCCCAGACCGCCUGUUCAAGACCAGCGAGUACGACGGCAAGUACUCCCGCUACGACGAGCGCGGCGUGCCGACACACGACGCCGCGGGCCAGGAGUUGGCCAAGAGCGCACAGAAGAAGUUGGAAAAGCUCUACGCCGCGCAGGUGAAGAAGUUCUCCAAGGCCUCUGCGGCGUCCGAGCCCGGGGCUGGCGACGGCGCGGGCGCCAGCGGGGAGGGCGAGGUCGCAGCGGAGGCCCCGGCGGCCGCCACUGCGGACGCCGCCGCUACGGCGGCGGCGCAGGUGCUGGAGCCGGAGCUGCCGGAGGGUGCAUGCUUGCCCGAGGUCCGGGCAGGCACGUUCGGAGGCCGGCAGGGCUUCGAGAUGGCGUCCGGCGGGCCGUUCACCCACAUGUUCGUCUUCUGA